Molecule: messenger RNA, 624 nt
Organism: Etheostoma spectabile (orangethroat darter)
Lineage: Eukaryota; Metazoa; Chordata; Actinopteri; Perciformes; Percidae
Exons: 3
Coding region: 1-621 (206 amino acids)
Source: RefSeq, a predicted model, not a curated record
AUGUCUCUCCUGAUUGAAACAUCCGAGGGAAUAUUCCGGGCCGCCGUGCCCAGGGGCUUUAUGUUGUUGUCUGAUGGGCUCUUUUUAAAAGGUCUAGAUGCUGGAGGGACUCGGCUCCAGCUGAAGGGUUCCCCGGGUAUCCAGACAGCAGUGCCGCUGCGACGCCACAUCCUCCACCUCUCUACUGCCCCGGGAAGGGGCGGGAACGCAACCAUGCUGCCUUCAGGCAACAGGCUGCGUCCUCUGCUGGGGGCGUCACAUGGACGUGGCAGCCAUCAAUGCUGCCCACAACUCUGCAGAAGGCUGCUGACAUGGCCAACCAGGCAAAGCCUGCUCCAAUAUGAGGCAAGUCCUCUUCUGUUGGAAGACGGACGACCUGGGGGAGAAGAGAAAGGACCUUCCUGCUGGUUUUGUGGCCCGGGGUGUGGAAAAGGCCCUCGCUACAACGCGGUCGGAGGUACCACUGGCGAGCCUAAAGAAGAAGAUGAGGGCCUCAAUGACGGGUCCCCAGCCAUGGUCACACGCCGUGCCGAGGAUGGCCAUCAGACCGUGGAAGGAUCCUCUAGAGAGUCUGAAGUCCACCCUCAUGUCACUUUCCCCGUCAAAAUACAGUGCCAGUAAUGG